ACUUCGUUCCAAAACAAAGCAUAUAUACAAAUUUAUACACAUAAUAUGUGUAUUGUUUACAAUCUAUAAACAAAACUUACAAGUCCCUGACAACACAUACACAUCCCCAUGGGCUACCGGGACAGCGAUGAUUUUCCCCUUAGACAUAUUCAGGAAAAAACUUCAUGUACAAGAAGAAAUGGUGUCUGCAAGCUUUGUGGAAAUAAGGUUUCUUUAGAAUCUUGCGCUUUUUACUGUCGUACAUGUAGGUCUCAUUACCACAAGGAUUGUCUCACAAUAACUUACCCGAAGAUUCAUGAGCAUACACUCACCUUCAUUCAUAGAUAUAAUGCCUUCACUUGUGGGGAGGUCUAUGAGAGGGACGUAAAUAUGUUCGCAUGUUUGCAAUGCGAUUUCUUUGUCCAUAGAAAAUGUAUUUUCUUACCAAAGGUUAUAAAAAUCACACGUCACUCGCAUUAUCUUUCACACACUUUUUGUAUCCCUGAUGGAGACUUGGAAUGUAGAAUUUGUUGGAGUAUGUACCACAAGCUAAAAAUUGGUUAUGGAGGAUAUAUUUGUAUUGACAAGGCAUGUGGUUACGUUGCCCAUCCAAGAUGUGCAACGGAAGAUGAAGUGUGGGAUGGCAGAGAUGUAGAAGGAGGAGCUGAAGAAGAGAGUAAUUUUGAAGUUGAUCUUGCGCCGUUGGUGGAGAUGGAUGGUGGAUCCAUACGACAUUUUAGCCAUGACCAUGACCUUAUGAGGUUUGAUGUGAACUGCGAAGAAGAAAGUGGACAGGUCUGUCAAGCCUGCAUCCUUCCAAUUGAUUUUGGUAAUUUAUUGAGGUGCAAGCGAUGUGACUUUGCUCUCCACGACGCAUGUGCAAGUCUUCCUCGGAAGUUGGAACACGCGUUACAUCGUCAUCCGCUAACCUUACAGAUCGAAAUGAAGAACACGGAAGAUGGAUUCUUCAUUUGCUCUGCUUGUCGCCAAGAAUCUUGCGGAUUCAUGUACAAGUGUUGCCAAGAAGAUUGUGGGUUCAAAAUAGAUGUAAAGUGUGCUUCCUUUGUCUGGCCAUUCAACCAUAUAGCCCACCCUGCACAUCCUCUCUUUCUUAAACUAGUUAAUCACGAAUAUAACUGUGAGGGUUGCAAUCAGCGUUCAGCCAUUGUGGCACAUUGUAGCACGUGCUAAUUCCCUAUGGAGUUCAAGUGCUUGACUUUGCCAAGAUUGGUAAAAUACAAGCACGACGUUCAUCCACUCACAUUAUAUUGUGAUAAAGGCUUCACAAUGGGAUUUGCGAGGCCACCAAAUUGGUGAUGUGAGGUAUGCGAAGAAGAAAUAAAUGUAAACAAGUUGUUCUACAUCUGCCAUGAUUGCAAUACCACUUUACAUAUUGAGUGCCUAAUGGGGAACUAUCCGUAUUUGAAGCAUGGUCAUAGGAUCAAAGUGAAUGGUCUCAAGUUAGAGAUUGCUUCAAACAAUGGUGUUUCUCGACCGAUUUGCUAUACAUGUCACCGUAUAUGCAAAGACAAACUGGUUUUCAUCAAUGGGAAAGAUGUAUGUUUCUGCUCUAUAGACUGUGUUCAUUCUUCUACCAAAGAUGUUGUAUAUCUUACUUUUGAGUAAAUGAUGUUGUACUAAAAUGCAAUAGCCAAUAAUAUAUUAAUAUAUGCAUGUUGUUGUUAUGUGAAUGUAAAUAAAUAAUGUAGUUCACAGUCUCAUACGUGGAUAAUCUAAAUACCAAGUCUACGCCUAAA
Molecule: messenger RNA, 1736 nt
Organism: Arabidopsis lyrata subsp. lyrata
Lineage: Eukaryota; Viridiplantae; Streptophyta; Magnoliopsida; Brassicales; Brassicaceae
Exons: 1
Source: RefSeq, a predicted model, not a curated record